GGAGGCAAACAUGGACGACCGAAGUUAGGACUCCUGAGAGACCAGCAAAACUUAGGAAAAAGUGGACGCUGGCGGACCCUCGUCCAUUCUACGCUUACUUUCUCGCGAUCUCUUUUUUGGUAGUUUUGAGGAAUCAUAGAAAACUUUUGUAAUGUAUUAAAUAUCUGUUUUUCUACCGGAGAAAAGGCAGGGGGGUCUGGCAUCCGCGAGAACCCCCUCAACAUCCCAAACGCUAUGCCGUGGGUAAGCAGCAGUAAGCGGAGAGAAAGCUCGGAGCUGCCGCUGCCCGCAGGCUGGGAGGAAGCUCGGGAUUACGAUGGAAGAGUGUUUUACAUCGACCACAACACCCGACAAACUUCAUGGAUCGACCCGAGAGACAGGAUUACCAAACCUCUGACCUUCGCCGACUGUGUUGGCGACGAGCUGCCAUUGGGCUGGGAGGUGGUGUACGACCAGCAGGUCGGCGUUUACUACAUCGACCACAUCAACAAGACCACCCAGAUCGAGAACCCGCGGACGCAAUGGCGGCAGGAGCAGGAGCGCAUGCUGAAGGAGUACCUGGUGGUGGCGGAGGAGGCGCUCAAUGCCAAGAAGGAGAUGUACCUCAUCAAGCAGCAGCGCCUGGAGCUGGCACAGCAGGAGUUCCUGCGCUUCCAUGAGCUGUCGGAGGAGGACAGCCGCUCGCUGACCAGCGCAUUCUCUGGAUCCACUUCAAACGCCAAAUAUGACCCUGACCAAAUCAAAGCGGAAAUCGCCUGUAGGCGUGAGAGGCUCUCCACUCUGAAGCAGGAGCUGGCUCAGGUGAAGCAGGAACUGCACUACAAGGAGAUGGGUGUGGAGACCCUGCAAGAGAUUGACAGGAAGAUGUCCAGCAGUCAGGCCAGCUACAAACUGGACGAGGCCCAGGCCAUAUUCAAUGAGCUGCGGAGCAUCAAGAAGUCCAUCAGCACAGGCGAGAGGGAGAGGCAGGACCUCAUCCAGAGCCUGGCCAAGCUGACGGUGAGCUUCCAGCACACCCUGUGCAUUGGGGACCCCCCGCAGGAGGGACCCGGGCGCCUGCCCUGCGUCACCCAGGGCUGCCGGGACACCGGCUGCCAGACGGACAUCGCCGGAGAGCUUGGUUCCCAAGAUUCCUCGCAGCUGGUGGAUAAAGUUCGGCUCAACUGGCAGUAUGAAGAAGCCAAGAAAAAAGUGUCCAGCAUCCAGCACCAGCUGGCGCAGAUGGACAGCGAGGGCUGGCCGGGCCGGGCCGAGGCGGACCGGGACCGGGACUGCCUGCAGCUGCUGCGGGAGAAGGAGGCCCUGCUGCAGGAGAUCACGCUGCUCAGCCAGCAGCAGCGCCCCCUGGAGUCGCUCCUGCAGCUGGAGGAGGAGCGCCGCAGGCUGGAGGAGGAGGUGCAGCGGGCGCACGCCGCCCAGAGCCAGGGGGCCAGCCAGAGGAUUCUGCAGCAGGAGAAGAGGAAUGUGCUCCUGAGGCAGCUGGAAGAGGCCACACGCAUCACCACCUACCUGCACUCCCAGCUGAAGAGCCUGUCGGCCAGUAAUCUGACCAUGUCGUCGGGCAGCAGCCGCGGCUCCCUGGCCUCCAGCCGCGGGUCCCUGGCGUCCUCCCGCGGCUCCCUCAGCUCGGUGAGCUUCAGCGACAUCUACGGGCCGCCCCAGUACGAGCGGCCCGAAGCCGGCGGCGAGCUGGACCCCCACCUGCGCUUCCUGCUGCCUCCGGAGGCGCUGUCGCGGAGCGCGGCGGCGUGCGGAGGUGGGGUCGGGGGCGGGGUCGGGGGCGGCGACCUCCUGGCGCUGGGCAAGGCCAAGCGCUCGCAGGACACGCCGCAGUCGCUGGCGUCGCUCUCCUCCCGCUCCUCGCUCUCCUCGCUCUCGCCCCCGAGCUCGCCCAUGGACACGCCCUACCACUCCGCCCCCCAGGACUGCCCCCUCGCCCAGAUGACCGAGGAGUACAUGGAGCUGGCCGGCCGGGGCCCCGCCCACAACCACGCCCACACCUCCGUGCCCGGCGACGCCGCUGCCGCCGCUCACCCAGCUGACAGCAAGAGCCACAGGGACGGCGCCCCCCAGGGGAUACUCACCACGACAGGAGUGACCCUUCGCUGUAACAGCGCGAACAGGUCUGGCCGAAGGGCCCGGAGAGUUUCAGCAGGUCUGUCUGACGACGCUCUGGCAACCGACAGCGGGGUCUUUGAAGCCUGGAGCAAGAGCAGGGCGGAGGACAUUGAGGAGGUCCAGUAUCCCAGUGAUGUAACUACAGCAGAGCCAGCUCUGAUGCAGUUGGGGCUCCUUCACGACGCCAGCAGCGAGUGUCUCCUGCUGCACCUGCUGCAGCUGAACAACUUCAACACGGCCGCCGUGAGAGACGGACACACAGUGUACGUGAAGGUGCACCUGCUGCCGGUGGAGGCGGGCCGCCCCUGCGCCUGCUACUGCUGCAAGGCCCAGGAGCCGCAGGCCCAGAUCACCUUCAACGAGGGCUUCCGCAUCCCCCUCCCCUCCGCCGCACUGGGCCUGCGCAUGCUGCAGCUGUCCGUCUGCGCAGCCGGGCCGCAGACGCAGGAGGAGCUGCUGGGUGUGGCUCAGGUGGGGCUGGCUGAGUGUGAGGGCUGUACAGAAAUGGCCUUCCAGUGGCACAGGGUCCAGAUGCUGGGCGGGGCAGAGCUGCACAGGACUGAUCCAGGCCGGCUCCAGGAGGGCAGCCUGCCCACACUACCCGACAGCGUAGAGGAAGACAUCAAGCAGGACUCUGUUGCUCCUGCAGAGCUGGAGAGAGGAGUGCUGGAGCUCAGCGAGGAGGACCUGCAGGAGCUGGAGAGGAAGGAGGAGCAGGGCGAGGCGGUGUCAGAGAGGAGCUGGCAGGCGGAGUCGGUAGACAGCGGCUGCAGCAACAGCACCGCGUUUGUGACGCCGUGUCCCGAGGGGCUGUGCAUGGAGGGCAUCUGCACCACCACAGAGGGACGCUGCAGCAAACCCCCUGUCAUCAAGGUGGACAAGGAGACCAACACGGAGGGGCCCUUCCUGGAGCCAAUCACGGUGCGGCCGAAAGAGAGGGGCGGGCGCUGGGGACACGCCUCUCCCUUCGUCCGUAGCAGCACCAUCGUGCGCUCCCAGACCUUCUCUCCUGGAGCACGGAGCCAGUAUGUCUGCAGGCUGUACCGCAGUGACAGCGAUAGUUCAACAUUACCAAAAAAGUCCCCUUUCAUCAGGAACACGUUGGAAAGGCGUACUCUGCGAUAUAAACAGCAGUCCUGCAGGUCCUCUCUGGUGGAGCAGUCCACUCGCACAUCCCUGGACCUGGAGCUGGAUCUCCAGGCCUCCAGGACGCGGCAGCGGCAGCUGAACGAGGAGCUGAGCACCCUGCGGGAGCUCAAACUGCGGCUGGAGGAUGCACAGGCCCGGGAGGCCACCGAGCUGCCGCUCUGGGCCCUGAGGGACGAGCGCUUCCGUAGCCUGCUGCGAGAGGCAGAGAGACAGGUACCAGCACGAGGAAACCCCUACACACAGCACAGAGACGCAGGUACCACCACAAGGAAACACCUACACACAGCACAGAGAGGCAGGUACCAGCACAAGGAAACCCCUAAACACAGCACAGAGAGGCAGGUACCAGCACGAGGAAACCCCUACACACAGCACAGAGAGACAGAUACCAGCACAAGGAAACCCCUAAACACAGCACAGAGAGACAGGUACCAGCACGAGGAAACCCCUAAACACAGCACAGAGAGACAGGUACCAGCAUGAGGAAACACGUACACACAGCGCAGAGAGACAGGUACCAGCACGAGGAAACACCUACACACAGCACAGAGAGACAGAUACCAGCACGAGGAAACCCCUACACACAGCACAGAGAGACAGGUACCACCACAAGAAACCCCUACACACAGCACAGUGGGACAGGUACCACCACAAGGAAACCCCUACACAUAGCACAGAGAGACAGGUACCACCACGAGGAAACCCCUACACACGGCACAGAGAGACAGGUACCAGCACGAGGAAACCCCUACACACGGCACAGAGAGACAGGUACCAGCACGAGGAAACCCCUACACGCAGCACAGAGAGACAGGUACCAGCACGAGGAAACCCCUACACGCAGCACAGAGAGACAGGUACCAGCAUGAGGAAACACCUACACACAGCACAGAGAGACAGUUACCGGCACGAAGAAACCCCUACAUACAGCACAGAGAGACAGAUACCAGUACUGGAAUGGCCAUUAAUGGACUGGUGUAGUGCUUAUGUGGAAACCCUCCUGGCCCAGUGUAAUGUGUAGUCCUCAUGUUUGCUGUGCGAUGUGCGCGGGGGGUGCGCGCAGGCCAGGCAGAGCACGCAGGAGCUGCGGCAGGAGGAGGCGGCAGAGAGGAGGCUGAGGA
Megalops cyprinoides (Indo-Pacific tarpon) is the source of this 4388-nucleotide messenger RNA. RefSeq names its product WWC family member 3 (gene wwc3). Gene Ontology annotation, cellular component: cytoplasm. Gene Ontology annotation, biological process: cell migration; regulation of DNA-templated transcription; regulation of hippo signaling. Gene Ontology annotation, molecular function: molecular adaptor activity; kinase binding. Lineage: Eukaryota; Metazoa; Chordata; Actinopteri; Elopiformes; Megalopidae. The record is from RefSeq and is a predicted model, not a curated record. Bases 235 to 3750 code for a protein of 1171 amino acids. The transcript has 21 exons.